Haliotis rubra (blacklip abalone) is the source of this 1749-nucleotide messenger RNA. Its product is annotated as EGF-like domain-containing protein 2. Bases 208 to 1662 code for a protein of 484 amino acids. The record is from RefSeq and is a predicted model, not a curated record. NCBI's taxonomy places the organism in Eukaryota, Metazoa, Mollusca, Gastropoda, Lepetellida, Haliotidae. The transcript has 11 exons.
UCUAUAAUUUCCGUCAUUGUGCACAUGAAUCAGUAUGCUGUAGCUUAUGCACACGAUUGCGAUAGAUCAAUAUGUAUUGAGAUAUAUCUUCAAUAGAGACGUGUAACAUCAGUUGGGAGCGACUUUGUGAAUAGGACACAACUCUCUCUCUGUCCAGCGUGUCCACUUCAAACUUCAGACUACGUAAGGACUCGUACAUCCGCUGUGAUGUCGUUGAUGUCUACACAGCACAAUGUGCUGCUGACGGUGGCAAUAAUCGUCACUCUGUCUGCUAUAGCCACUGCAUCCUUUGACUGCCGUCGGAAAGGACAAGAGUGUUUCAACAGCGGCACCUGCCAGCCCAACGGAACCUGCAGCUGCACGGCUGACUACGAUGGCUACAACUGCCGUAUUCAGAAUAGUGGUCGCGCAGCCAACAGCUGCAAACCCGCAUGUCUCAACUCCGGUGUUUGUGCCAACAACACCUGUUUCUGUAUGGAGAAUUACUAUGGAGCUAAUUGCAACAACAAGAGAGAGGAAAUACUAUGUUUCGGAGACAGAAAGGCUAUCCAUAUCAACCCUGAAGGGUUUCAAGGCACGAUAUACAUCGUUGGAAAACGUGGCAUGGCAAACUGCACCUUCAAGAAUGUUACUGAUGUCAUCUCAUCUAUUCCGCAAAAUGUUACUUGGAGUGAAGGUUUGGCGAUUGUGAUCCCUGACAAUAGUACGGAGUGUGGAAAUAUCGCGGAAAGAACGGAAGGCACAACUUUGAUUGAAGAGCGUUUUGCCAGCAUCGAGUAUGAACCACUAAUUGUAACCACCCUUGAUGAAAGACUUGCCGCAAUGUGUAAAUUCGACAACAGCACGAACCGCACACUUUACGGGGAUGUGGUGAGCUCCAGUGUGACCAAUGCUCAAUACACCAACACGUCAAUCACCAACAUCUAUGAGCCGGUGGUGUUCAAGGUUAUGUCCAAUAAUCAACCGCUCAGUAACAAACCCAUGCUGAUUGGACAGGAACUGACCUUCUCAUUCAACAUUCCAGUGGAAACAGGCUAUGUUGCGGUAGCUGUGGAGACUCUCACAGCGAAUGACACCAAAGCAGGCGGUAGCACGUUCGUUAUCAUAACCUCCAAGUGCCCUGCCACCGAUGCUGAUUCCGUGUUGUCGACCUUCGAGAGAUCAUCUGACAACAGAAUAGUCACAGUGAUAGUCAAAGUGUUUAAAUUUGUCGACUCAGACAGUGUGGGGUUCACAUGCAAUGCCAGGAUAUGCAAGGCCGGUGACCCAGCGUGUGAUUUGCCUACGUGUAACGGACAAGCUUCGCCAUCAACCACCGGGCGCCGGAAGAGGGACGUUGGAAACCAGAAGACCAUCCAGACGGUUGUCAAGGUUACUGAGGACCCUCAAGCGGCCGCCGCAGCCGGACAAUCUCCCACAGAUAAGACGCCAGAUGAGUGCAAGAACGACUCCUCCAAACAGGCAGGCGAGAACGAAUGUCUGAUGAAGAAGGAGAUCAUCGUUGUCCUGGCGAUAAUGGCGGCAACUGUCAUCAUCCUCAUGAUCGCUUGUAUGGUGAUGACGUGCAAGCUGCUGAAGGCUGGCACCAAGGUCGUCGACGUCCCCCAAUCGGAAUACCAGCCCUCGAUGUCCCUUCCUCGGCUCUCUCCAGCCAACUUUUAACUCUGAUUAGCUAACGAGUCUCACCAGCUGGUACUGGUUUGUUGGCUGACAGACAGAAAAAGUUAAAAUAAACAGACUAAUCUAUGA